Molecule: messenger RNA, 1839 nt
Organism: Akanthomyces muscarius
Lineage: Eukaryota; Fungi; Ascomycota; Sordariomycetes; Hypocreales; Cordycipitaceae
Exons: 4
Coding region: 1-1839 (612 amino acids)
Biological process (GO): molybdenum incorporation into molybdenum-molybdopterin complex; Mo-molybdopterin cofactor biosynthetic process
Cellular component (GO): cytoplasm; cytosol
Molecular function (GO): molybdopterin molybdotransferase activity
Source: RefSeq, a predicted model, not a curated record
AUGGAUUCUUCACUCACGGCGGCCAUUCUCAUCGUGUCCACCACUGCAGCGCUGGACCCGUUAACGGACGCCUCCGCCGCGGUUCUCCGGGAAGUGCUCGACAUCGACGGUGCAGGCAAAUGGACUGUCGCAGAUGAAAAAAUUGUUUCAGACAAUGUUAUCGAUAUCCAAAAGCAAAUUAUGCAAUGGACAGAUGGCCCUGAUGCACCAAACUUCAUCAUCACGACUGGAGGCACUGGAUUUGCAGUGUCCGAUGCCACUCCAGAGGCAGUCGCAUCCCUACUUCAUAAACAAGCGCCUGGUCUAGUUCAUGCUAUGCUAUCUUCAUCACUGGCUGUCACUCCUUUUGCCAUGAUGUCGCGCCCUGCCGCAGGCGUGAGAAAUAGGACUGUCAUUGUUACGCUACCCGGCUCCCCCAAAGGAGCCAAGGAGAAUCUGCAGGCCAUCAUUAAGACUUUGCCGCAUGCAUUCCGUCAUACGAAGCCGAGUUCUAAAACGCUUUCCAACGACCCAACUUUGGGGCCUACACGCCGCCACCGAGAAUCGCCAUACCCCAUGGUCUCUGUUGAUGAUGCGCUUGCCAUGAUUGAUGAGUUCACCCCACAGCCGGAGAUUGUGCAUUCCAAAGUUGACCAAGACAUCAUCGGAUCGGUACUUGCGGAAGAAGUCAAGGCGCACGAGCAUGUUCCCGCUUUCAGAGCCAGCAUCGUUGAUGGCUAUGCCGUUGUUGCACCAAAAGAUGGUAAAUUGAAGGGCGUGUUCCCUGUCGUUGGCGUUUCGCAUGCAGCACCGGGGGAAAUCGGCGCCCUCAAGGAAGGUCAAAUUGCGAGAAUAACAACCGGGGCACCGCUUCCACCGGGGGCGACUUCUGUCAUAAUGGUGGAGGACACUGUUUUGAGGAGCAUGACGGACGACGGAAAGGAAGAGAAGGAAGUAGAAAUCCAAGCGGAAGGUGUCAAAGAAGGUGAGAAUGUUCGCGAGGUUGGCAGCGACGUCAAGCAAGGCACCACUAUUUUAAGCAAAGGCGAGCAAAUCUCUGGCGUCGGUGGUGAAAUCGGCCUAUUAGCCUCUGUUGGAGUGGCGGAAGCCAACGUGUACAAGAGACCAGUCAUCGGCAUCCUCUCUACCGGCGAUGAGAUCGUCGAGUACAACCGACCCGGUGCAUUGAAGCUUGGCGAGGUGCGCGAUACAAACCGCAUCACCCUGAUUUCUGCUGCAAAGGAGUGGGGAUACGAUGUCGUUGACCUGGGUAUUGCAAAGGACAAGUCAAAUUCCCUGGAAGAGACCCUGCGCUCUGGUCUGCGGCAGGCUGACCUCCUGAUCACGACGGGCGGUGUGUCCAUGGGCGAGCUUGACCUUCUCAAGCCGACCAUUGAGCGCUCGCUUGGGGGAACAAUCCACUUCGGCCGUGUUGCCAUGAAGCCUGGCAAGCCAACUACAUUUGCGACCGUUCCAGUCAAGGACAAUGCCGGCAAGCGCGUACACAAGGUGAUCUUCUCCCUUCCCGGAAACCCCGCCUCGGCGCUUGUGACCUUUCACCUUUUUGUCCUUCCGUCGCUUCAUAAGCAGUCAGGCAUUUACCCGGUCGGCCUCCCUAAAGUUCCCGUGGUUUUGGGACACGAUUUCCCCAUGGACCCUCGCCCCGAAUACCACCGCGCAGUGCUCACUGUCGGGGAGGAUGGCCAGCUAACGGCAAACAGUACUGGUGGACAGAGAAGCUCAAGAGUCGGCAGCCUGCGAUCCGCAAAUGCAUUGCUAUGCAUGCCGAGUGGCAAAGGCAAAAUGGAAAAGGGUUCCAAGGUUCACGCCCUCUUGCUGAAUCCAGUUAGGAGUUCAUAG